AUGAUGUGGAUGUAUUUGUUUAUUGCUUUCUUGCAGAAUAUGGGACAAAAGAGAUGGCUGUGCUUGCUGGCAAUUUUUGCUUGUCUUCUUUCCUUUUCAUGUGGGAGAGUUCUCAAGCUGAAGGGCGAUGAUGUUCGACCUGUUUACAACCAUACGCUUGCCAUAACACUUGUGGAGUAUGCUUCUGCGGUCUAUAUGUCUGAUUUGACAGAACUCUUCAAUUGGACGUGUGAAAGAUGCAAUGGGUUGACAAAGGGUUUCGAAGUACUAGAGAUCAUAUUUGACGUUGAGCACUGCCUACAGGCAUAUGUUGGGGUGGCAAAGAAUUUGAAUGCCAUCAUUAUUGCAUUUCGAGGAACUCAAGAACACAGCAUACAAAAUUGGGUCUCAGACUUGUUCUGGAAACAACUCGAUCUAAAUUACCCUGAUAUGCCAGAUGCAAUGGUUCACCAUGGCUUUUAUAGUGCUUAUCACAAUACAACUGUACGGCCUGCGGUUCUGAGUGCAGUACAACGAGCGAAGAUAUCCUAUGGGGCGAACAUCAACAUCAUUGUAACUGGUCAUUCAAUGGGAGGAGCCAUGGCUACCUUUUGUGGGCUAGACCUAGUUGUUAAUGAAGGAGAAGAAAAUGUACAGGUUAUGACAUUUGGGCAACCUCGUGUUGGGAAUGCCGAUUUCGCAUCUUAUUACAGUCUGCUUGUGCCUAACACCUUCCGGAUCACCCAUGAACAUGAUAUGGUUCCUCAUUUGCCUCCUUACUAUUUUCAUUUCCCUCAAAAAACUUACCACCACUUCCCAACAGAGGUGUGGGUGAGAGAUCUCAGUUUUUCGAAUCUUGUUCUUCUUAGUAUGGAGCAAGUUUGCGACAACACUGGUGAAGAUCCUACGUGUAGCAGGUCGGUGGUGGGAAAUAGCAUUUCUGACCAUUUAAGGUACUUUGGGGUAGACCUCAAGUGUGAGAGUUGGAGACAAUGCACAAUAGUGAUGAGCAAUGACCAUGAGAUGGAAAGAUUCAGCAAGAAAGAUUCAAAGGGUAACUUAUUAUUGUCGCGCACAGUUCCUUCCACGGACAUAAACGGAACAAAAACAAUCGGAAGUUUGGAGAUAUUAGACGCAAAUGCAAAACUUGCAAACCCUCUGAAUAGUAAAGAGUCUUUAGCAGAAAAUGAUGUGGUUGAGUUUAUUGUCUUGUUGCAGAAUAUGGGACAAAAGAGAUGCUUCUUCUUGCUGUCAGUUUUUGCUUGUCUUCUUUUCCUCUCACAUGGAAGAGUUCUCAAUAUGAAGAGAGAUGAUGGUCGACCUGUGUACAACCAUACACUUGCCUUAACACUUGUGGAGUAUACUUCUGCGGUCUAUAUGUCGGAUUUGACAGAACUCUUCACUUGGACUUGCGAAAGAUGCAAUGGUUUGACAAAGGGCUUUCAAGUGAUAGAGAUAAUAGUUGACAUUCAGCACUGCCUACAGGGAUAUGUUGGGGUGGCGAAGGAUUUGAAUGCUAUUGUUAUUGCAUUCCGGGGAACUCAAGAACACAGCAUACAGAAUUGGGUCUCGGACUUGUUUUGGAAACAGCUCGACCUAAACUACCCUGAUAUGCCCGAUGCAAUGGUGCACCAUGGCUUUUAUAGUGCUUAUCACAAUACAACUGUACGGCCUGCGGUUCUGGGUGCAGUAAGACGAGCGAAGGAAUACUAUGGGGCGAACAUCAACAUCAUGGUGACUGGUCAUUCAAUGGGAGGAGCCAUGGCUGCCUUUUGUGGGCUAGACCUAGUUGUAAAUGAAGGAGAAGAAAACGUACAGGUUAUGACAUUUGGGCAACCUCGUGUUGGGAAUGCCGCUUUUGCAUCUUAUUACAGUUUGCUUGUGCCUAAUACCUUCCGGAUCACGCAUGACCGAGAUAUAGUUCCUCACCUGCCUCCUUACUUUUAUCUUUUCCCUCAGAAAACAUACCACCACUUCCCAACAGAGGUGUGGGUGAGAGAUCUCAGUGUUUUGAAGCUUGUUCAUUUUGGUGUGGAGAAAGUUUGUGACAAAACCGGUGAAGAUCCUACAUGCUGCAGAUCGGUGAUGGGAAGCAGCAUAUCAGACCAUUUAUGGUACUUUGGGGUGGAGAUGAUGUGUGAGACUUGGAGACAGUGCAGCAUAGUGAUGAGCCCAGAGAUUGAGAGUUACAGCAGGAAAGAUUCAAAGGGUAACGUAUUCCUGUCGCGGACAAUUCCUUCCACGAAGGUGAUUGAAACGAAAACUCUAUCCAAAACCGGAGUCUCUAGUCUAUAGGAGCUGGUUGGUUCGAGUGUGGAACGAGAAUGCUUGCUUGAAAUGGAGAGGUUGGGAGUUUCAGACUUUCAGGCGUGGAGGAGGAAGAAGGGUUCUUUGAUUCUUUGUGAUCGUGAAUGAAAGAAAGUGUACAGAUAAGAAACAAGGCUUUGUAAAUAGGUUGAUAGUAUGUGGCAAAAAGAAAACACCAAGUUAAAUCUUUAUUAAUGUAAAUCCAUGAUCACACAACUAUGUAAAUAUGUGAAUGAAUAUUCAAUUCGUAUGGAUGAUGAAUUUCUGUAUUAUAUAAUAUUCUGUCCACAUCU
Molecule: messenger RNA, 2579 nt
Organism: Thlaspi arvense
Lineage: Eukaryota; Viridiplantae; Streptophyta; Magnoliopsida; Brassicales; Brassicaceae
Source: the annotation of a GenBank genome assembly